Messenger RNA from Danaus chrysippus (African queen), 1983 nucleotides. Lineage: Eukaryota; Metazoa; Arthropoda; Insecta; Lepidoptera; Nymphalidae. The record is from the annotation of a GenBank genome assembly.
AUGAACUCGUUCAAUGAAUCCGAAUGUCAUACACCUCGACCGUACAUCGAGAAGCGCAUUAAAUCACCUCCAGAUUUGGAUGUAUUACAAUACAGAAUACCAUUCACAAAUGAUCCUAUCCAAAGAUUCGAGUACGGGGACUCAUCUCCAUAUCCCACUCUUAGUAAGACAUGCUUGACAAAUUUACCUAAAGAUGAAAAUAGGUGGUCGCCUUCUCAGGAAUUGGAUUUAAGUAUUCUCGACUGUUCACACGGCGAUUCUAGGAAAGGUUUAAAAAUAUCCAAUGGUGUGGUGGAUACUCCACCUUUAUACAACAGACAAAAUAUUUUAUCCGAAAGACGACCUAUGCAACCUCCAUAUUCAGAUAAGAUUAAACAGAUUACUCCACCAAAUAUUUUAAUGAAAAAUGAUGACUUUUUUCUAAAGAAGGAAAAUUUACAAGGAAUAAACAGUUUACACAAACAAAUGAACAAAUUAUACAUAGGGAAAGAAAAUGAUCCCAUGCUGAAGAAAACUGAAAUUAUGAAUUUAGGAGCCUUAAAAACACCAUGUGCUAAACCUAAUUCAAUAUCUCCUGCUAUUUGUCAGACAGAAAUCUUUGACUGCAAAUGUUAUCACUGUGUAAAAAAUUGUCACACACAGCAUUUACCACAGAGGUUUGUGAAUCAUUCUAGAAAACCAGUACAUAAUUACAAUUGCAAUGUAUGUGAUUGUAUUGUGAAUGUACCCCAAAAUCAUUUCCAUUGCCCAUGUAAUAUUCACUCCGUGAAUCAAUCAACACCAACAUGUAGUAACAAUACACAAAAAGCAAUAGCUAAACCUUCAACCCCACAGCCGUCAUUGAAUGCCGUGGACAAAAAGACAUGGCUCAUUGAAAAAUACAGUCAAAACAAAACAGACUGCCAAGAUUUACAAACACAGGACAGUAUUGUCAAAGAUAAAAGAGAACCGACUGUUGCAGAUUUAUUUAAAAUAAUCAAGUUGCAAAAUGAACAGUUACAGUUGCUGCAGGAAAAGGUCGACAAAUUCAUAUCAGCCAAUAAAAAUGAACAUCAGAAAAUAAAUCAACCUAUGCAGAACUACGUGACAGAGCAUGUUGCUCUGGAAUCGGUCGGAACAGUAUCAACAGAACAAAAGAUAUCCAUAGGUGUUAUGACAAGCUUUGAAAUGGUACGAACAUCAACCAUCAUAAAUAAAGAAAUUGUCACACAAAAUGAAGCUCAAAUACAAUGCAAUAGAUCACAGAUUAGUAUCAAGGAGGUUGUAGCAAAACAACCAGUUAAUCAAAAUUUUUUAGAAGGAUUGAAACCGAUGCCAAAUGAAACUCAAUCACCACCAGUGUAUAAACUUCAUGAUAACACAGAAACUGGGCAAUUAAAAAGCACAUAUAAUAAACAUGAUGAGAAGACUCUAAAUGAAAUGAGUCUAUACAAUGUACAAGUUGACAACGCUAUCACUCCGAAUAUGUCGCCUGAACAAAGUCUUUAUUUAGAUGUUCGAGACUACAGUGAUUCAGAUGCAAGCAGUGAUGACCAAUCAAAUGUUGGGUGGACAUAUUACAACAAAGUUAUGACACAUGUGAAUGGAAUGCUUCAAGAUUCGGACAUGCCUUCAUCAGCUAGCGCAUUAUAUAGAAAUGCAAGACAGAAAUGUUUGCAAAUGCAAAUUGAUAAGACGAAUGUUAGUGUGGCUAAAAGGGUGACAUUUGGUGAGGAUGUAGCUCUAAAUCAGGCGCAACUUCCGAUUCCUACAACAGAUACCAGUCUCAAGAUGAACCAGCUGGCUGCUAAGUAUCUUAAAAAUAAUUCAGUACCUCCAACUACUAGAAGACCAGAAGCAACUGAUAUAUCUUUGGCUACCAGAAAUUAUAUGGAGAAACAUAACAUACCUCAAGGUAAAAAUAAUUUAAAAAUGACACAACAUAUGGAGAUACCAAAAUUUUUGGAUAUAACUGCUUUGAAACAGCAACCGAAGUUUUUAUGA